Molecule: messenger RNA, 5702 nt
Organism: Gloeophyllum trabeum ATCC 11539
Lineage: Eukaryota; Fungi; Basidiomycota; Agaricomycetes; Gloeophyllales; Gloeophyllaceae
Product: dihydroxyacetone kinase
Exons: 18
Coding region: 56-1837 (593 amino acids)
Biological process (GO): glycerol catabolic process
Cellular component (GO): cytosol
Molecular function (GO): glycerone kinase activity; ATP binding
Source: RefSeq, a predicted model, not a curated record
CUCCCGUCCGUAUGUCCCUCGCAUCCUCUUCGACCGCCGGUUAUCCACAACCACCAUGUCGGUACAGAAUAAACACUUCCUGAACACGGCGCCCACCCUUGUCCUGGACUCCCUCGAGGGUCUCGCGAGGCUGAAUCCUGCCUUGGCCUUGGAUCCUACGGAGAAAGUUGUCUAUGUACAGUCUCCGGACCGAUCAAAGGUCGCCCUGAUCUGUGGAGGGGGCUCCGGCCACGAGCCCGCCCAUGCAGGCUUCGUAGGUGAUGGAAUACUCACUGCCGCUGUAUGUGGAAGCGUCUUUGCGUCCCCGAAUGCCGUCCAGGUCCGACGUGCCAUAGAUCUCGUAGACAAUGACAAGGGGACUCUGAUCAUCGUAAAGAACUACACGGGUGACGUAUUAAACUUCGGUCUCGCGAAAGAGCAAUACGCCGCUCUCCACGCCGACAAGGCCGAUAAAGUCAAAUUCCUCAUCGUCGGCGAUGACGUCGCGGUAGGUAGAAAUCAAGGCAAGAUUGUGGGUAGAAGAGGUCUGGCGGGUACCGUGCUCGUCUACAAAAUCGCGGGCGCCCUGGCGCGUAGGGGAUCGGGCCUCGAUGAAGUCUACAACAUCGCCGAAUGGGUGUCCUCCAGAGUGGGCACAAUCGGCGUUGGCUUAGAGCACACACAGGUCCCUGGCAACGCACCCGCGAAAUCACAUCUCGGCGCGGACGAAAUCGAGAUCGGCAUGGGCAUUCACAACGAGCCGGGCCACCGCCGCAUUUCUCCCGUCCCGCCACUGAAGGAGCUCAUCCCGCAGCUCCUCGAAUUCAUCACCUCCACGAGCGAUCCUGAUCGCUCGUUCCUCCCCUUCCGCAACGACGGCUCAGACGAGGUCGUCCUGAUGGUGAACAACCUCGGCGGAGUCAGCGAGCUCGAGCUUGUAGCCGUUGUUGGAGAGGCGGUCAAAGCACUGCAAGGUACCGGCGUCACUGUCCACCGGGUUCUUUCCGGCAGCUUCAUGUCGAGUUUGAAUAUGCCCGGUUUCUCGCUCACCUUGCUCCUCCUCCCGCAGAAGGACGAGUCCUCCGCACCUUCAACCUCGCUCAUCCUCUCCCUCCUCGACGAGAAAGCCGAGACCCCAGGCUGGCGCUGGACCUCUGGCUCCGUGCCUCCCUCCAGCAUCCCUCAGCCGAGCGGCAGCGGCUCCUCCGCCUCCGUCCUGGGAGCGGGCGCACACAGACUCUCCGCGCCCGACCCCGCCGCCUUCGUCGCCGCCGUCGAGCGCGCGUGCAAGCGCGUCAUCGAGGAGGAGCCCGAGAUCACGCGCAUGGACACCAUUGCGGGCGACGGGGACUGCGGGCUCACGCUCAAGGCCGGCGCGGAGGCGGUCCUCCAGCAGAUACAGAAGGGCGCGAUCAAGGGCGACGACGUGCUCGGCGCGGUCAUCCAGGUCUCCCAGGUGGCCGAGAAGGAGAUGGGCGGCACCAGCGGUGCCCUGUAUUCUAUCUUCUUCUCUGCCUUGGCGCAGGGUCUCCAGUCAUCUGCCGGAUCCCAGUCGACAACUUCGGACGACAUCUGGAAAGGCGCCAUCUCGUCCGCCCUGGCCAAGCUGUACACAUACACCCGAGCUCGACCUCCAUCCCGUACGCUAAUCGACCCUCUGGCCGCCUUCGUGCAGAGUUUCCCGAACGGCUUCCCUGCAGCCGUGAAAGCCGCUGCAGGCGCUGCCGACGCCACCAAGGACGUUGAGGCCAAGGCCGGGCGAAGUGCCUACGUCGAGGGAGACAGGCUGAAGAAGGAGAAAGUGCCUGAUCCAGGUGCCUGGGGUGUCAAGGCAAUCCUGGAGGGUUUGCUUGGGUAAAUCUGGGUAACUCUGAAUCAGCAGUCCUCCUGUAUGUAGUGUAAUACGUUACCCUUGACCAGAAGAACCACGUAUGGAAGUCGGAAAUGAUGUACACCAUACAUAGCUUAUUGAUAAUUUCUAUGCUAUUGCAGUCGUUACAUUUUGUGAUGCGAAAAGAUCAUGAGUGAGAGCAAGAACAAAACUACAGUAGGAUGCGAAUAGACAUGGUAUGCUACAGAUCGUCCUCAAGGGAUUUCGGCGCGAGAACACGGAUCUUCCGCGUAGAGUGUGAACUACUGAUGUCCGGAGGUUCGAAGUCGUCAUCAAUCUGGUCGUUCACUGGAUCAGCAUCCGAAGCUGAAACGUCAGGGGAUAUGUCGGAUGGUGUGUAGUCACUGCCUGGGAGGGGCGAUUGUGCUUCGUCGGCCUUGUAAUUCACAUCCCAGAUUUUGCUGUCUGGUACCAUGCUCUGUGAGCUAGGAAACGGGUCGAUCCAGGGAUCCAUACGUUCGUCCUCAUCCACCUCGACGUCGUUGGAGGAAGAGGGAGAUGGAUGGCUGGAGGGGUUAGGGAAGUCGUAUGCUCUGUUGACGAAGACAAGAGGGUCUACGCUGGUCUGCACAAUGUCAUCAAAUUGGGCGUCGUCAAACGAGGGGGGUUCGACGUCGUCAAGUGGGGGCGGGGAAGAAGCAGAGGAGGAAAGGGCUGGGCUAGGCAGUCCUCGGAAUGGCAAAUCGGAGAACAACAACUCCUUUGUCAUGCCCGAGACAGGUGCUACUUCAUCGGGCGGAGUAGGUAAUUGGACAUCGUCGGCAACGUCAGCCUGGCUGGCAUUCGGAGAAGUAUGGGGUUUUGAACGCGCCUCCUCAAUCUUGGCAUGGGUUUUCCCGCCAAGAGGUCUAUUCGUACGUCGCUUGUAGAACAAGAGAUAUGCAUUUUGAUUCACAGCGUCAGUAGGUCGCGCAGGAGUCACAUAUGAAUCGUCGAAAUGAUACCACUUGUUCGUGACGUGAUUAUACGCGUAGGCACGAUAGUGUCCUCCUCCUAAGCCACCGAGGUGCUCGUCUACAGCGUACAGAUCAUAGACGAGGGGUUCGUCGAGGUCGCCAAAUUCAGAGACGUCAAGGCCUUGGGCUUGCAAGCUCUUCGCUACUUGGCGCUCGCCCGCCAGGUCGGUAAGAUCAAGGCCUUCUACGGGGAAAUCCACGAAGGCGUCGAUCUUGUCUCGGAGCAUCCGACUGUUACUGAACCGCUUUAGGUGAACGACAAGGACAUCGGGGAUGCUCCACAGAUCGAAUUUCUUGGUCGCUUGUUGAUGCUUCUUACAGCGAGGACAAUACCAGAGGUCGUCUUCUCCGAGCUGUUCUUCCCGCGUGAACUCGGCCAGGCAGUCUUGAAUGGAAAUCCCUCGCGUUUUCUUCUCCGAGGCAUUCUUCCUAGCUUCCUCGUACUCUGGGUGAACGAAAUCUUCCCAGCGCAUCCAAAGCGCGUGCUCCCAGUUCACGGCUUGGUCUCCAAAGAAGAAUGCCUUCAUGUUCUCGUCAAACUCACAGAAAAACGCAUCUCCUUCCUGGAGAAGAACCGGGUUUGGGUCUUCUGGGGUCGCUUGUCGGGCUGCUUCCUCUCGCUUCUCCCAAGAGACGUAAUGCUGACUCCCGUAACUACCAUAACCUGUUCCGAGCUCGUUGUGCCCGACCUGGAGUCUGAAAUUGAACACGUCUUUCUUGGGUCCCGUGAUCUUGGGGACCCCAGCAGGGACGCCGUUCUUAGGGAUAUCGUCGUCGACCACAGCGGACUUCUCGUCGACAAUAUCGCCCUCCUCCGGCAUCUCCUCUUCCACUGUAACAAUGUCGCCAUUCACCUUCACCUCUGCGACAGGAUUCACCGGGGGAAAACCAGUGAGUGUGAUUGGCACUUCUUCCAUCUCGUCCGCAGGGCCCUCCUCCCAAGUGUAGAGAUGUCUCGCAUUGGCCGUCCACCGAGACAGUCGUUCAACGACCGCAGCAUAGAUAGAGUCCAGGUCUCGUGCUUGUUCCUCAGUGAUGACAGCGACGAAUGGAUAGCCAAAGAGACUGGCAUUAGCUGUCCGCCCAUAUGAUUGCCUUGAUGGGGUGAUGUCACAAAGGAAAACGGGGAUGAUGAAAGGGUCUCCAGGCUUGCGUUUGUAUUUAGGGCUCUGUUGCGAAGGACAGGGCAGCUCGAAGCAAACGAUCGUGUCGCUAUCAGACACAUCCCCGCAGAGACAAUUGUCGUCCAGGCUCUUAUAGAAGCGAUGGCUGAAUAUCUCCAAUGUCAGCAGGUUUUCUGCUUUCGAACCCAUCCAUCGCGCAAGGAGUUGCCUGAGUUCUCUGAACGAGGAAUCACGGUUGAUCUCGACGGGUACCUUCACGUGCGGUUUGUUGAUAUCCCAUGGAACAUAAUAGAUCUCAUGUCUCCAUUUCUUCUUCACCGGUAAAGGCAAUGUGAGAUACAUGAACGGAUCAAAUGUGAUGGAGACUUUCUGGCACUCUGGGCACACCAGAGUACUCCUGUACUGCCCUUGGAAAAGGUCUACAAUUACACUGUCGUUCCUCAGGAGAUACCCCUCCCAAGACUUCUUCGCCAGCUCGACGAGCUCUUUAUCCCCUCCCCCCUCCCAGUCUGGCUUCUCGACAUAGGGCUUCUUCUUGAUUCGGUUCAAAUCCUCGUGCAGUCCAUCCAGCAGGAACGCGACUAGCUCCUGGGAGUCGUGCUGCUGGUACCCGCUGAACUGCGGUGCGAACCGCUGGAGUGCCUGUUUGAACUCCCUUGGAGAGUAAGACGUCGAGGUCGGGUUCAUGGCCCAGAUGCGCUGCAGGAGGGCGCCGAAGGCCUCCGCAAUGGCUCCGUGCAUACCCAGCGGGUUGUCGGGGUUAAGCUCGUCCUGGUAGACACCCGUCAGGAAAUAGUCCGUCAAUUCCUUCGUGUGUGCUAGGCACUGCAGUGCAGAGUUCAUGAAACAUGUGUUACCCAUGUUACCCAAACCUAGCGUGCCCGGUUCUUGUGAGGACUUGACGCGGCUGGUUGACGGCGUAGUGACGAGAGCCGAGGAUGGCUUUGUCAUUGUGAGGCUGGAAGUACCAGACGCAGUCCUGCCGAUGGAUGUGGUUGACUGCGUCUUGGGCGCCGACGCCGCCAGACGACCGAAGAAGUCACUUCCUUCACCGAAAAGCGGUUUGUCCUCGUCGGAGUUGGCUUCAGCAGUCACCUGCGUCGCUUCGGCCGAUGCUAGACUUCCGUCGCCCUGAAUUUCCACCGCGAACGUGUCGCCUGAGUUGAUUGUAGAAGCCUCGAUAGUUUCAUCACUUUCCGCAACCUUUUGUGCUUGGGCUGCGGUGAGUUGCGAUGGCGUACAGUAUCUCCCUUCCAAGUCGUCGCUUUCAAUCCGGUACACGGUAAAGUUCGCUGAUUCAUUAGGUGCUACAGCGUGACGGAAGCGUUGAAACAGUUCUUUAACAGUGAACUGCGAGCUGGCGGAGACAUAAAUGGGAGAGCCAGGAGAAUUCGAUGGAUCAGGUUCGGCAGUGAUGCGGAAAACUCUGAAUCUGGGGACAUGGAUUUCGAGGUAAGGCUGCCGCGAGUAGCCACGAAGUAUAACUGGUCUCGGGAGUGGAUGUUCGCUUUUGCCAUACCAGCUGGUGAACAUCUCCCAUACCGACUUAGGGACAAACUCGACGUCUAUACCCUCCACAACGGAUGUAAGCAAAUUGCCAUCCUUGUCGAUGAUGCCAGAGUUAUCCACGGGUCCAAUGUCUUUCUCUUCAACUGGACCAUCCUUAUCCACCUGGCCGGUGCACGCCUUUUCCCAUCGUCUGUACCAUGCUCUAGAGACAACGUACCACGUCUCUCCAGCAGACAUAGGUAG